AGGAUACAUCUUCCCUCAUGGAUUCCCAUCUCCAGGUGAGCUUUCUUUGCUCUUGGUGUGGACAGUGGCCUCGGGCAUGAGCACAGUCCCUAUAUUUGGCCCAUACUCCUGGGUCGUGUUUCCAGAGCAGCUGGUUUCUUUUCCAUCCCCUUGUCCCAACAGAUUGAGUGCUGGUUUUUGGUUGGCCCUGAAGCUGUGUGUGGCACAAUGAACUCUAGGUGUCCCUUCCCCUUGGGAAAGGAGGGAGGCAAGACUGGCAGAGGGGUUUUUUCUCAGCCCUGUCCCAGGAGGCUCUGGCCCGGGGCCUCCUCGGGUCCCCACCCGUUCUCAUUGGCUCUUUCCCUGCCCUGGUUUCCUGGGGAUUAGAGCAAGGAAACAAAGGCAGGGAGUGUAGAAGGGAGUGUGUUUCUGCUCUGUGCUCUGUCUGCUGGCUCCUUCCCAGAGGCACCCACUGAUGGAGACUCCUCUUGAGAAGGCCCUGACCACUAUGGUCAGCACUUUCCAUAAAUAUUCUGGGAGAGAAGGCAGCAAACUGACCCUGAGCAGGAAGGAACUAAAGGAGCUGAUCAAGAAGGAGUUGUGUCUUGGAGAGAAGAUGAAAGAGAGCGGCAUCGAUGAUCUGAUGAGGACCUUGGACAAGAACAGUGACCAGGAGAUCGACUUCAAGGAGUACACGGUGUUCCUGACCACACUGUGCAUGGCCUACAACGACUUCUUCCUGGAGGAAGAUAAAUGACCAGGGCUCAGCCCCUUGCCCCUGGCCUCUUCAGCUGUCUCCCAGACACUCCCUGGCCCCUGGCCCUGCUCUCUCUUCUGGACGGACCCUGCUUCUGC
This is a messenger RNA of Nyctereutes procyonoides (raccoon dog), 834 nucleotides long. RefSeq names its product S100 calcium binding protein A5 (gene S100A5). NCBI's taxonomy places the organism in Eukaryota, Metazoa, Chordata, Mammalia, Carnivora, Canidae. Gene Ontology annotation, molecular function: calcium ion binding. The record is from RefSeq and is a predicted model, not a curated record. The transcript is spliced from 3 exons. The coding region runs from base 455 to 736 and encodes 93 amino acids. Gene Ontology annotation, cellular component: cytoplasm; nucleus.